AUGGAUGAAGGCGAACUGGAGAUGGCCAAACAAUGCUUUCUGCAUGCAGCGACCUUGGAGCCUGCUUGGGCAGAAGCCUGGAAUCGCUUGGCGACCGUCGAUUACCUUUUGGGGAACUACAACUAUUCCCUGAAAGAGAUUGACAAGACCUUGGAGCUUCAACCACGGCAUUUCGGAGCUUUGUCCGGCAAAGGUUUGGUGUAUUUGAAGUUGCAGCGUUUCCAGAAUGCCAUCGACGCGUUUCAGGAUGCACAGGAAGUCUGUCCAGCCAGUGACUCCAUGAAGCAGAACAUCGAUUAUGCACAAGCCUUGAAAGAAGAGGCGAUGUCAAUGCGCUUGUAA
Messenger RNA from Durusdinium trenchii, 342 nucleotides. The record is from the annotation of a GenBank genome assembly. Lineage: Eukaryota; Dinophyceae; Suessiales; Symbiodiniaceae.